AUGGGAAAAAAGCAACAUCAAUCCGACAAGCUUUAUAUCACUAACACAGAAUGGACUACAUUGUAUGGUGGAAAGAAAGCUGCUGGUGCUGGGCAGGUCCGCUUUCGUCGCCUACCAUUUAACUGUUGCAGUAUAUCCUUUCAACCAUUUUCUGUGCCCUAUUGUACAAAGGAUGGUGUUGUUUUUGACUUGGAGAAUGUUUUGCCGUUUGUGAAGAAGUAUGGCAUAAAUCCUGUGACGGGAAAGAAAAUGAAAACAAACGAGCUGAUAAAAUUAAACUUCAGUAAAAACUCAGAAGGGAAGUAUCAUUGCCCAAUCACUUUCAAGGUUUUCAACCAGAAUACUCAUAUUGUCGCUGUUAGAACGACAGGAAACGUCUAUGCUUUUGAAGCGGUAGAGCGUCUCAACAUAAAGCCUAAUAACUACUUGGAUCUCCUCACGUCAGAACCUUUCACUAAGCAGGACAUCAUAACAAUUCAGGAUCCAUCAAAGUUGGAUAAAUUUAAUAUCUCUGCUUUUUACCAUGUAAAACAUAAUGUCUCGAAAAAAGGUGGUGAAAAUUUGUCCACUAUUCGAACACUUAACCCAGAAACAAAGGAAACCCUUCCUAAUAAGACUAGCAGCGGGCCUAUACGAGAUGUCUUCAAUACAGCACACUAUUCUACCGGGAAGGCAGCCGCCUCUCUUACGUCAACUGUAAUGGAGCCUACCGUUACUUACCUUGUAGCUAUUCUGGAGGAAGACGUUGUUAGAUAUCGCUAUGUGAAAUCAAAAGGUUUUGUUCGCUUAGUUACUUCGUAUGGGAAUUUAAAUAUGGAACUUCAUUGCGAUCUGGUACCGAAAACUUGUGAAAACUUUAUCAAAUUAUGCGAGUCCGGCGUAUACAAUGAUACAGUUUUUCAUCGCGUUAUCAGGCAUUUCAUUAUCCAAGGUGGCGACCCUACGGGAACCGGUCUGGGUGGCGAUUCUGCGUGGGGUGGCAAUUUUGCGGACGAAUUUAACGACACACUGAAGCACGAUAGCCGGGGAACCCUAUCGAUGGCUAAUUCGGGUCCAAACACGAACCGAUCCCAAUUCUUUAUCACCUUUAGGCCUUGUCCUCAGCUAAACAAAAAGCAUACCGUCUUUGGAAAGUUAGUUUUAGCCUCUAAUUACUCAAUCCAUGUAGAGUUGUUGGAGUCGAAUUGGUGGAAACUGAUAAGGAUGACCGAAGAAGUCAAAAUCAUAGCCACCCAGGUUUUCGUGAAUCCCUUUAAAGAAGUUGAUGAAAUGCUGGCUCGUGAACGAGAGGCACUAAAGUUAAGGGAGUCCGCGGCCCUCCUGGAACCAGAGACACCGAAGCCAGGAAACAGACGCGAAGAAGAGGCCAUGGAAGCUGCUAAACGCGCCAGAAAGAGGGGUAAUAAAGAGCUACUCAAUAAGAAACGCAAGACCGUCUUGAAGUCUACAUUAUCGGAUUUCAGUGCAUGGUAA
Molecule: messenger RNA, 1473 nt
Organism: Mesocestoides corti
Lineage: Eukaryota; Metazoa; Platyhelminthes; Cestoda; Cyclophyllidea; Mesocestoididae
Source: the annotation of a GenBank genome assembly